UGGCGAAAUACUUGCAAUAUUGUCUGCGCAUGCGCACAAUUAUAUAAUACACUACUAUAAUUAUAAUAAGUCCGACUGUCAUGGCUUCUAAAGAACUGAUCCUCGGCCUCAGAGAGUAUGAACUCAAAGACAUUGUGAGUAGUGGCAAAGUAUUGGGAAUUGGCACCUACUGCUGUGUUUCUGAGGUACUGCUAGGAGAGACUGUUUGUGUGGCUAAAACCAUGCACCCUGAGCUAGUGGACUUCAAUGUGGGAGUUGAUGCUUUCAUAGAAGAGUGCAGAAUCAUUAGUAAGCUUCAGCAUCCAAAUAUUGUUACGUUUAUUGGCUUGCAUUGGCCUGCUAAAACUGGUGACGAUGAUAAAGUGGAGACUCCAUGGAUAAUUUUGGAAUACCUGUCAACAGACUUGAGCCAUUUCUUAAACAGAGCUGUUAUCAAGCCUACUUCUGUGAAAGUCUCAAUUUUGCUAGAUGUAAGCAAAGGUCUGCUGUAUCUGCAUAACUAUCCUGGCCAUUUUUGUGAGUAUAUAGUUCACUGUGAUCUCUCCUCUUUCAAUGUAUUGCUAAACGAUUCUUUGACAGCAAAGAUUUGUGAUUUUGGUAAAUCGUUGGUGGUCACCUCAACUAAAACUGAACAGGUUGUAGAUUGUGGUGCUUAUUUUUUUAUGCCACCUGAAGCUAAUGUUUUUGGAAGCAGCGUGUUGUGUAGUCCAACGCUUGAUGUGUUUUCAUAUGGUGUGAUAAUACUUCACACCAUCACUGAGACGCUUCCAGGUAGUCUGGCAUUGCAUACAUUCCAAGACAGUAAUGGAAAGACUCAAACAAAUACGUCUAUCGAGCAGAGAGCAAAGUAUUAUGGAAUGGUUGAUCAAUCUUUGGAUCCUUCCAUUAGGUUAUUGAAUGACCUCUCCAAACAUUGCUUGAAUGAUGACCCUAAGCAACGACCUACUACAAAUGAGCUAGUUUGUGUGUUGGAAAAGCUAAAAGAUUCUUUGGAAAUGGACGAACUUAAUUGAUGACAGGUCCUUCUAUGUUAUAUCAUGCAUAUAAUUUGUGGCUAUAAAUGCAUAUUUGAGUCUCUAUCUGUUUUAGGUAAAGGUCCUUAACUCAACAAAACUUAAUAAUGCAAAUCGCUG
Halichondria panicea is the source of this 1133-nucleotide messenger RNA. RefSeq lists its product as uncharacterized. The record is from RefSeq and is a predicted model, not a curated record. The transcript has a single exon. The coding region runs from base 81 to 1013 and encodes 310 amino acids. Gene Ontology annotation, molecular function: ATP binding; protein serine/threonine kinase activity. Lineage: Eukaryota; Metazoa; Porifera; Demospongiae; Suberitida; Halichondriidae. Gene Ontology annotation, biological process: protein phosphorylation.